AUGAAGGCCAGUGGCAGGAUGGGAUGUGCUCUCCCCCGCCUGCCAUCAGGUGGCCUGCAGCGUCUCGACCGUUUCCGACACCCUGCUCACAGACUCUGGCCAGUGUCACGGCAUGGCACGCGGCCGCGGCAGCCGGUUGCGCAUCUCUUGCGGGCGUCGUCGUCGUCGUCGCCGUCGUCGACACGAAUGCUCUCGUCAACACCCGUGUCGUCGGGCCGAGUCACGCCUGAUGUCGAGAGGCUGCGACGUCAGCCCGCCAAGGUGACGCCCGACUAUCUGACGCCCAUGCCCUCGCACCUCCUGACGACCAUGCUGGCCGACCUGGAGGACCCUCGUGACAGGAACACGUCACCGGCGACCCUGGCUCGGGGACCUGGCGGCCCUGGGGCGCCGUCCUCGUCGCCGACGGUCCAAUCGCCGCCGCGCCCGCUGCCCCAGGGCCACCACCUGGUCUACUUUCCCCUCCAGGCGGCCCCGUCCCGGCUGGCACCCGACGGCGCGGACCUGGACCACUCCCCCGGCGCCCAUUACUCGCGCCGCCUCUGGGCGGGCGGUGAGGUAACGUUCCGCCACAGCAGCCCCCAGCAGCACCGUGCUCGCCAAGACGACCCCAAUGGUGAUCUCCUCCUCGACGGCAGCCCGUGGACCUGCACGGAAACUAUUGGCGACGUGCGGGUGAAGGAGGCGAGCCAGCCGCUGGCCGACACGCACGGCGACGAAAAGGUCUUUGUCGACGUGUGGCGCAGAUAUGCCCUGGGCCAUCCUCGGGGCCACGAGAGUCUCCCGUGGUCCAUUGAGGAGCGCCGGACACUUGUCUUUAUGAAUCCAGGCGAGAACGCGGAAGCCCAGACGAAUCCUACUCCCAAAAUCGUCAAAUGUGAGUUUUUCCUCCCAGUUGUCAUGACAAAGACGUGCCCAUCUACUUGGCGGAGAAAUCAGCGUCAAACUAACCAACAUGCAACAACUCCAGACCCUCAUGAAGCAGCCCACAGCGUUCAGGUUCUGCCGUCUCCGCGGCAUCUCUUUUAUUUCUCUGCCCUGACAUUUAAUGCUCAUGCUAUCCAUUUGGAUCCACAGUAUGCACGUUCCGUCGACGGUCACCGGGCACCUCUGGUCCAUGGACCGCUCACGCUGGCCCUCAUGCUGCGGGUGCUGACGGGCUACUCGGGGCAGCUUGUAUCGCGUUUCGUGUAUCGUAACCACGCACCGCUCUACGUGGAUGAGCCUCUGACAGUCAAGGUACGGCCUGUCGCGUCGCGAACUGGCGGCAAUGCUCAGCAAGGAGACACGUGGGAUGCGUGGGUGGAAGGCCCCGAUGGUGGGCUUGCGGCUAAGGGAACAGCUACCAUGGCUGGUCGAGCUAUACUGUGA
Molecule: messenger RNA, 1371 nt
Organism: Cordyceps militaris CM01
Lineage: Eukaryota; Fungi; Ascomycota; Sordariomycetes; Hypocreales; Cordycipitaceae
Exons: 1
Coding region: 1-1371 (456 amino acids)
Cellular component (GO): mitochondrion
Molecular function (GO): (3R)-hydroxyacyl-[acyl-carrier-protein] dehydratase activity
Source: RefSeq, a predicted model, not a curated record